This is a messenger RNA of Notolabrus celidotus (New Zealand spotty), 1031 nucleotides long. Its product is annotated as nicotinamide riboside kinase 2-like. The coding region runs from base 97 to 729 and encodes 210 amino acids. NCBI's taxonomy places the organism in Eukaryota, Metazoa, Chordata, Actinopteri, Labriformes, Labridae. The record is from RefSeq and is a predicted model, not a curated record. Gene Ontology annotation, cellular component: cytoplasm. The transcript is spliced from 8 exons.
UCUGUGGCAAAGGAGAAGGAGAGCUUUUUACAGGAAGUCUUUAACAGAUUGUUUGCUUUGGCUGGGUUCCCUUCUUUUAUUUACUGAAUUCCACACAUGACCAAGAAUAAAACAACACUAAACAUGAAGUUCAUCAUUGGCAUUGGAGGUGUGACCAACGGUGGGAAGACCACUUUGACAAACAGACUUCUAAAGACAUUACCCAACUGUUGUGUGGUGCAUCAGGAUGACUUUUUCAAGAAACCCGAUCAAAUAGAAGUCGGGGAGGACGGCUUUAGACAGUGGGAUGUGAUCGCUGCUCUGGACAUGGAGGCCAUGGUAAACACUGUGAAAGGCUGGCAGGAGAACCCGGUCAAGUUUGCCCGCUCGCACGGCGUCAGCCUGUCACCUGAAGCAGAGGAGGCAGACUCAGAGGAGGGGAUCCAUAUUCUUAUCAUAGAAGGGUUCCUCAUCUACAACUACCGGCCUCUCAUUGACACCUACGACAAAUGUUUCUACAUUUCCAUACCUUAUGAGGAGUGCAAGAGGAGGAGAAGUACAAGGUCAUACACAGUCCCUGACCCCCCUGACCUGUUUGACGGCCACGUCUGGCCCAUGUACUUGAAACACAGGAAGGAGAUGGAGAACAACUGUGACAGGAUAGAAUACCUUGACGGGAUGACUUCAAAGGAUGAAAUCUACAGCAAAGUAUUCGAUAGCGUUCAGAACUCCCUGCUGAACAGCUUAUAGCAGGAUGGGGAUAACGAAGGAUCUGUGUAUAGACUUGUAAAUAUCAUUGUGCAUCAGUGUGUGACCCCAGUUCUGUACUUCUAGCCUGAUUUUGUAAAUAGUCAAUCCUGUAACUUAUUAAGAACUAAUGGCAGAAGAUUUCUGUUUUGUAUAGCUUUGUGUAACUUUUUCUAAAAGAUAAACCAUCUCUGACCUGCCCAGUGUUUGACAUCGGAACCACUUUUACUCUGAUCCUGUGUGUAAGAGCAUAAAAGUUUAACAAGCGCGCUGGGAGGACGGAUUUGUGUCUCGCAACAAAAUGA